Pygocentrus nattereri (red-bellied piranha) is the source of this 6194-nucleotide messenger RNA. RefSeq names its product sema domain, immunoglobulin domain (Ig), transmembrane domain (TM) and short cytoplasmic domain, (semaphorin) 4C (gene sema4c). The coding region runs from base 624 to 3206 and encodes 860 amino acids. The record is from RefSeq and is a predicted model, not a curated record. Lineage: Eukaryota; Metazoa; Chordata; Actinopteri; Characiformes; Serrasalmidae. Gene Ontology annotation, molecular function: semaphorin receptor binding; chemorepellent activity. Gene Ontology annotation, biological process: muscle cell differentiation; semaphorin-plexin signaling pathway; neural crest cell migration. The transcript is spliced from 18 exons.
UGUGUAAACUGACACCAUCGCGUCUUUCUCCUCACCGUUUGGAGCCGAGAGCGUGCGGAGGAACCCAGGCAGCGGCUGAAGCGUCUCCUCGUCCGCUACGAGCUACGAUGCAGGAAUAAGCGCAGAAAUCCCACAGAAGAGCGCAGUGACGGCGGCGGUCAGCGGGAAGAAACUCUGUCGUUUUCAGCCCGGUGUUUUGUUGCGGACCAAAUAAAGGCUGCUUGGCGUGGAGGAGCGGUGCCUGCGUCAGGGCUGACAGAGGCAGUUCCCUGACAUCUGGAGUCUCCACCAAUCCUUUGUCCAAUCAGGACCAGUGCUGGCCAACUAGAACUACCAGCUGGCUGCUCAGAAGCACCCAGGAUUACAAGGGGGCCAACUAGAGCCAUCGCUGUCCAUCCAGAUCGACUGGUUGACCAGUCAGAAGUGUUACUGUCCAGUCUAUAAAUCAUAACCAUCUUUAUUCAUCCAGACCUACCAUUCCUCCAAUCAGAGCCAUAGAUUGAACUGGUAGGACCUUCACCGUCUGCUCAAGAUUCGUUAGUCAGUCAUCCAAUCAGAAUCAUUGCUGUGUAGUUGAAGCUGGUCGUUAUCCAAUCAGAAACAGACGAGAGACAUCUGGAGAAAUGGGUGGGGCCAAAGUCCUACUCGUGAUGUUUGUGAUCGGCCUAGAAAAUGGAAUGUGUAUCAACUGGAAUCCAGUCCCACGGAAGACGGUCCGACAUAACGAGGUGAUGGACAGCAUGGCACGGUUCCGUGCCGUCGGCGUGUGGAACUACACUAUGUUGACCCUGUCAGACCAUGAGAGGGUUCUGUAUGUCGGAGCCAGAGAAACCCUGUUUGCACUGGACCCCAAUGACAUCAGCAGACAGCUAAGACCCCAGAUUGACUGGCCGGCCCCUGCGGAGAAGAAGAGAGAGUGUGCAGCGAAGGGGAAAAACAACCAGACGGAGUGCUUCAACUACAUCCGUUUCCUGCAGACUUAUGAUCGGACUCAUCUGUACACAUGUGGGACGUACGCCUUCCAGCCUAAGUGCACCUACAUUAAUUCAGAUCAUUUCACUCUGAACAGCUCCGCCCUGGAGGACGGGAAAGGAAAGUGCCCCUACGACCCUGCCAAGGGGCACACUGGCCUCAUCGUGGAUAAGGAGCUGUACUCUGCCACCCUGAAUAACUUCCUGGGCAACGAGCCGGUCAUCCUGCGCAAUCUUGGACAGCAGCACUACAGCAUGAAGAGCGAAUACCUACCAGCCUGGCUCAACGAGCCGAACUUCGUGGGCUCAGCGCUGGUGAGGGAGAGCCGGAACAGUCGAGAAGGAGACGAUGAUAAGAUCUACUUCUUCUUCAGUGAGAGAGCCGUGGAGCUGGACUGUGACACAGACCUCACCGUAGCUCGAGUAGCACGAGUGUGCAAGGGCGAUCUGGGGGGCACUCGGACGCUGCAGAAGAAGUGGACCACCUUCCAGAAAGCUCGAUUGGUCUGUUCCAUCCCGGAGCGCCACAUUACCUUCAACAACCUGCGGGCCGUCUUCACUCUGCCGACUGCUGACUGGAGGAGCACCGUGUUCUACGGGGUUUUCCACGCCCAAUGGGGGGACGUGGACGUGUCCGCUGUGUGUCAGUACCAGAUAGCGGAGGUGAAAAGUGUGUUCGAGGGCCCAUAUAAGGAGUACCGAGAGUCAUCUCAGAGAUGGGGGCGAUACACGGGACCUGUGCCCAGCCCCCGCCCCGGAGCGUGCAUCACGAACUUUGACCGUGAGAAUGGCUACAACAGCUCACUGCAGCUGCCUGAUGCCACGCUGAACUUCGCCAAGAAACACCCUCUGAUGGAGAUGAGGGCAGAAUCGCGCCCCCUGCUGCUCACGAAGGGAAUUAACUUCACCCGGCUGGCUGUGGACCGAGUCAGCGCACUGGACCAGAGAGCCUACAGCAUGCUGUUCAUUGGAACAGCGGAUGGCUGGCUGCAGCGAGUGGUCAUCCUGGGGUCAGAAGCUUACGUGAUCGAGGAGAUCCAGCUGUUUGAUUCGCCGCAGCCGGUGGACAGCCUGACCAUUUCACACAGCAAGAAGUAUUUAUAUAUAGGCUCUCGGUCAGAGGUUCUGCAGUUGCCCUUGGCUAACUGUAGUCGGUAUCAGUCCCAGCCGGACUGCCUGCUGUCCAGAGAUCCGUACUGUGCCUGGGACAGCGAGGGACGCGCCUGCGUACGGAUCGACCUCCACCGCGGGUCCAUGUCCACACUCACGCAGGACCUCAUGCUGGAGAGGUUUAAAGCCAAAGCCAAGUUUGAAAAGCCUGUCUCCAUCCCCAGCCCUGAGCAUUCCAGGCUGAGGAACGUCACCGUGGUGGUGGGUUCGGAUCUGGUCCUGCCGUGCCAGCUCGUGUCCAACCUGGCUCAGCCGUCCUGGGUGCUGAAUGACCGGGAGCUGAUCCUGUCUCCCGAUAAGGACACCGUGGGGCCCCGCUUUGACCGGGCCCUCCGCGCCCUGGUGGUGCCUCAGGCCGGAGCCCAGCAGGCCGGCCGCUACGUCUGCUUCUCCGAGGAGCAGGGGGUGAAGUUCCAGACGGAGCGCUAUCAGGUGGCGGUGGUGGCCAGCGCUCCGGUCUUCAUGGAGGUUCGCGCUCCGGACGCCAGCAUGGGGCUCUUCUGGGUUUUGGUGAUCACCCUGGGCGCGGCCUGCCUGCUGCUGCUCAUCAUCUCCCUCUACCUGCGGAGGAGGCUGAAGCUGGCUCUGGGGAAAGGAGCCGAGAUGAAGCCCCUGGAGAGCACGCUCGUGUACCCCAUCACGCUGCCCAAGGAGCCGCCCACUUUCGUGCCCAGCAAGAUGGCCAACGACGAGGACCGCUUCUGGGAGACCGGCGCCAAUUACUAUUAUUCAGACGGGUCUUUAAAAAUCGUGCCAGGCCAUGCCAUGUGCCCGACCGCCAGCACAUCCUCACCGAGCGCCAUCCCCGGCCAGCCUCUGCACUCCCCCAGCCGGCUGAGCCUCACCAACAUCCGCAGCUCGACCUCCAACGGCUACGUCCGGCUGAACCUGAGCGUGGGAGGGGAGGAGAGGGGCAGAGGAAACGGAGGGAUGGCCGGAGGAGGGGGUCUGGGCGUGAGCGGCCGAGAGAACGAAUAUUCCAGCCCGUUUAAGGAGGAAUUGAGGAGGACCCUGCAGCAGAGGAGCGUGCUGCCCGACGCCAAUCCCGAAGAGUCGAGCGUGUAAAGGUCGCAAACUGACCCCAGAAUAACCUCACCUACCUCCCUCCUUCACGGAGAAACAUCCUCUCCUUCUCUAUCUUCUCUUUUCCUCUCUCUUUUCGCCAUUCGACCCAUUCUCUCUCUCUCUCUCUCUCUCUCUGCAGACGCUCCGCUAAAGCUGUGUGCUUUUUUUUUUUUUUGUCUUUUUCAACACUUGUUGUUUCUCGCAGCUAACAGCCACAAGCUUCUUCAAACUUAGUGACUUCAAUUCUAGCAUUCAGUGCGUCUUAACAAGCUGAUUUUACACGUUUUAAAUGACGGCAGGUCCGCACCCGAAGUGGGCCGCAAAAACACAGGCACAGCUUAGUGACUGGCUAACGGACACCAGUGUAGCUGCCAGUCGAGACUGCGUAUGUAGCGGCGCCCCUAACUGGCGAGUGGAGGGAUACGCGCUCGUUUGUCGUCGUGAACACGGCUUUCUGGAUUUUUUUCACUCUUUUGCCAGCGGAGACGGAGAAAGGUGGGGCCAAGAAAUCGGACAAAUCAGAACUUUUUUGCGCUAGACGACAAUCAUGCUUUUCUCUCGUGCAGCAAACCUGAGGAGGAGAAAGUGUGAACAAAAGAAGAGAGGGGAACAAAUACAGUGGAGCUGUGAACGAAAGAGAGAACGAACGGACGAGAAACAAUCAGACUUUCUACACAGCCCUGUUUGAUUUUUUUUUUUUCCUGUUGUCUUUUUUCUUGCAGAAUGUCUUGAGACUCAAAGCACUAAUAUAUUGUGAUGUUUGUAAUUUAAAGACUUUUUUCUGUAAUAUUCAGACUGAUGAAGACGGAAAUGGUGACGUCUGUUGGCUUUGAGUUGGAAUGUGAAAAGAGAUCGACUCUGUCCCCAAACCAAACCUUUAUUUCACGCCCACUGUGUGAAUAGCUUGGGGGGUAAACUGUAUAUCAUGACUGUACUGGAUGUUUCAACAAGUGCAUUAUUGUGUGCGUUUGGCUGGGGAUACGAGGACAGAACGGCAAGUGAAACGAGCCCAUAGUCGGAGAAAUCUGUGGGUGUUGGAACUUUCUAGAAUGCACACUGCCUGUUAAGCAUGAAUCGCUUUAAAUGAACUGGAUACCAAACGACUUGGAUGGACACAUCCACAAGGAUUUAAAAAAAAAGGAGACGCCUGAUUGGAUGCUUAAGCAGACCCGAGGGUGGAUUUAUACAGCAGUAACCAAACAGAGGCUGACCUGACACAGGGUCUCUGCAUCGCGUCCGAAGCUUCAGGCGGGCUCUCGCAGGACACGAAAGGAGGACGUCGUCUUAUUUAUGCUCGGAUGAAGGAGACGGACGUGGGUCAUCUGUGUAACUCCAGCGCUGGAGAGGUACUACCACGGACAGCGGGGGUGUCUACUUUGUUGCAUGACGUGCUACAGAAGCGCCGUAGCCCACCUUCUCCACAGUCGCCACUGCUGAAACGUUCAACUUCAACUCCUAUUCAUGGUUGAAAGUCUUGAAAGAAACAUUGCGAUUUUUUUCUUCUUCUUCUUCUUUUUUCUUUCCGUUUCUUUCUUUCGCCGUGCCUCUUCACGUUGAGUUAAGCCAAAGUAGACUGCAGAUGUGUUUUAUUUUUCUCUUCUAACCAUUUCUUCUUCUUUUUUCGUUUUUCUUAUUUUUUUUCCAUUCCAUUUCUUUAUUUAAGUCUGGAGUCCGUCCACUGCACAGAAAAAGAACUGCUCUGUGGAAACUUACUGAAUAUUCUCUUUGUUAUUAAUCUCUUUUUGAUGGAAAAAUAUAUAUAUAUUUUGUGGCAUGACAGCUUUAUGAUGUUUUCCAGCAGCCGUUGGUUCUGUAGCGAUAUCUAUCAUCGUCCAUUACAGGAGGGAACUAAAGAUAUUGGGGUAAAAAAAAAGAAAUAACCUCUAUAGUGCUGGAGGUUUAGCUGUCUGAUUAGUUUUCUACUUCGUUCGUUCUUCAGUCCGCCUUGCUUAUUGUGCGCAAGGUAAAAAACAACAACAACUUCUCAGGGUGGGGCUUUUUGACCUUGUGAAAUAAUAAAGAAAGAAAGAAAAAGCGCUGUGCUGACUACAGGUAGGAGGUUCACUAGUGCUUUCAAUUUUGUCGGGUUAACUAGUUUUGAUUUAGUUUAAUGGGAACGAAUCUGUCUUAAGCGAUGGAGCCAUACGGCCCAGUUUAUUGCUGCAUUUAGCGAAUAAGAGUCUAUGAAGGCCAGUGAUCAGUUGAGGUUGCCAUUUCAAGCUCAGUUCACUGGAUAAAGUUACGGGAAACACACGUACGGAGACUUUUCCUAGUAACUGUUUUUCAGUCUCUGUACUUCCUUCAUAAUUUUACCAUUUUUCACUUGCUUUGCUGUCAGUAACCCUGCGAUCACACCAGCAGCGAUCGACAUCGUUGGGUGCCGUGAUUUCAUUGACGCCGGGCACAAAUCAGAUGCGUUCUUGCUGAAAUCAAAUAUCCUGGUGUGCUUAUUGUUAAUUAUUCAUUUAAUCCCUGUCAGUUGGUGAGGGAAAGUGUUUGGUCUUUACGAUAGCGCCUAUUUGAAGCGAACAGUUACAGGAACAGUUAUCUAGGAACCAAAACCAGAGCGUACUGUUUCACAGUGAUGGAGAUCUGAACUGAACGCUCAAUUCCUAUUGGUCGUCGCUUUAUGGCUUCGCUCCUUAUUUGCAUAAAGUUAAACUCUGCCAGAGCUGGUUUAUGAGGAGUCUGGCUGCUUCCUAUUUCGCCUAUUAUAUAAAAAACAGGACGGCAAAACAGCAGAGGGCGCCCACGAGUGAGUCCUCAAUGAAUGGGAGUAAAUGGAGCUAAACGGCUAAAAACAAACAGUUAAAACAGUUUCUAAUCACUUACACAGGACUUUCCUUAAUUCCAGAAAGUAAACAGAUUGAUUAUUUAUUAUUUAUUUAGUAUUUCACAACAAAAAAAACUCCUAUAAAACUCACCUGUGUGUUUCCUUUUUUCUACAGCAAACAGGUUUUGGGCAGUAUGAUGUUAGCAUUACUGCCA